This is a messenger RNA of Anguilla anguilla (European eel), 4482 nucleotides long. It is a transcript of the gene usp7, whose product is annotated as ubiquitin specific peptidase 7 (herpes virus-associated). Gene Ontology annotation, biological process: regulation of protein stability; protein deubiquitination. Gene Ontology annotation, molecular function: cysteine-type endopeptidase activity; protein binding; cysteine-type deubiquitinase activity. Lineage: Eukaryota; Metazoa; Chordata; Actinopteri; Anguilliformes; Anguillidae. Gene Ontology annotation, cellular component: nucleus; cytosol. The transcript is spliced from 31 exons. The record is from RefSeq and is a predicted model, not a curated record. The coding region runs from base 879 to 4214 and encodes 1111 amino acids.
AAGAGCGCGACCGCCAUUUUGAGUUUUACCUCAAACAGAACAUCACAAACCGAGGGAGAGGGUGAGAGGCUGGCUGAGACCGGGUUAAAAAAAAAAAAGAAUUUGCGCAUCGACUAAGCUUUUUUAAAUACGACCAGCAACAUUAGCUGUUUGCAUGAACGAAUGCGGCGGUUUCGUGUUUAAAGAUAACGGGGAAAGACUCGGGCAUCUCAAUCACCUUAAACUUCUAAAUUACUGCGAUUCCAAAUUAGAAGCGGGUUUGAAUGGAUAGCCUUUUUCUUCGUUUUCCCCCAGAAGAGGGACAAUCAGAGGAGCAUACGGACUGGGAAUAUUGCAGGGGGGGUUGUAUUUAAGUUUGGUAUUGUAUCUUGUGAUUUGCUGAAUUAAAAAAUACAGUUUUAGUUAAUGAUAGAGCUAGCGUUAGCUGGCUGUACACUGUUUUUCUCCGGCUGCAGGUCGUGGUGUGACUGACUGGUAUUUCUCUUACCUCGCCUGCUGCCCCAUAUUUCCUGGGGUAAAGUACGGAUUGAUUUUUCACAAUUGGCAUCCCGGUUUUGGAGCCGUAGUCAUCCACUAUCGUUAGCGAGUUGUAGCCCCCUCAAGGCGCCGAGAUUGGGCGAAUAGCGAGCAAAUACGUGCGCGUUUCUCUGCCUGCUCCCCCUCCGACUUUCCUCCCUCAAUCCCCGGCGCUGACAGCUGAAAAAGCCGAGGUCGUUUUAGAGCAGGCCCAGCCGCUAAGGCUCGACCUGUGUUCUCCACCUCCGCAUUCCCAAUCCCCACAUCAGCCUCCCCGGCCUCGGCUCCCCACGGAACCCACGUCGGAAAAGGUCGAGGGGACCCAAGACUACAGGCAUCAACACAACCCGUUAGCUGCCAACAUGAACAAUCACCAUCACACCCAGCAACAGCAGCAGAAAGCCGGCGAGCAGCAACUUAGCGAGCCCGAGGAUAUGGAGAUGGAAGCGGGUGACACAGAUGAUCCCCCGAGAAUCACUCCAAAUCCGGUCAUCAACGGGAACCUGGCCAUGGCCGACGGGCACAGCAACACAGAGGAGGACAUGGAGGACGACACCAGCUGGCGGUCGGAGGCCACGUUCCGCUUCGUGGUGGAGCGCUUCAGCCGGCUGGGCGAGUCGGUGCUCAGCCCCUCCUGCUUCGUGCGCAACCUGCCCUGGAAGAUCAUGGUGAUGCCGCGCUUCUACCCCGACCGGCCCCACCAGAAGAGCGUGGGCUUCUUCCUGCAGUGCAACGCCGAGUCCGACUCCACGUCAUGGUCUUGCCACGCCCAGGCGAUGCUGAAAAUCAUCAACUACAAAGACGACGAGAAGUCUUUCAGUCGCAGGAUAAGCCACCUUUUCUUCCACAAGGAGAACGACUGGGGCUUCUCCAACUUCAUGUCCUGGAGCGACGUGACCGACCCAGAAAGGGGGUUUAUCGAAGACGAUAAGGUGUCCUUCGAGGUGUACGUCCAGGCCGACGCCCCACACGGCGUAGCGUGGGACUCGAAGAAACACACUGGCUAUGUUGGUUUGAAAAACCAAGGGGCCACGUGCUACAUGAACAGCUUGUUACAGACCCUGUUCUUCACAAACCAGCUUCGUCGGGCGGUGUAUAUGAUGCCCACAGAGGGGGAUGACUCCUCUAAAAGCGUGCCCCUGGCCCUGCAGAGGGUGUUCUACGAGCUCCAGCACAGCGACAAGCCCGUGGGGACCAAGAAGCUCACAAAGUCCUUCGGGUGGGAAACACUAGACAGCUUCAUGCAGCAUGAUGUGCAAGAACUCUGCAGGGUGCUUCUCGACAACGUGGAAAACAAGAUGAAAGGGACGUGUGUGGAGGGCACCAUCCCAAAACUCUUCCGGGGGAAGAUGGUGUCCUACAUCCAGUGUAAACAUGUCGACUAUAGAUCUGAGCGAAUAGAAGAUUACUACGACAUCCAGCUCAGCAUUAAAGGAAAGAAAAACAUUUUUGAGUCUUUCAAAGACUACGUGGCGGUGGAGCAGCUCGACGGAGACAACAAGUACGACGCCGGAGAGCACGGCCUGCAGGAAGCGGAGAAGGGCGUGAAGUUCCUGACGUUCCCCCCCAUCCUGCACCUGCAGCUGAUGAGGUUCAUGUACGACCCCCAGACAGACCAAAACAUCAAGAUCAACGACAGAUUUGAGUUUCCCGAGCAGUUGCCUCUGGACGAGUUUCUGCAGAAGCCGGACAUAAAGGACCCGGCGAACUACAUCCUGCACGCCGUGCUGGUGCACAGCGGCGACAACCACGGCGGUCACUACGUCGUCUAUCUCAACCCCAAAGGAGACGGCAAAGUGAGUGUCAAGGAGCCAAUAUGGUGCAAGUUUGAUGACGACGUUGUGUCCAGGUGUACGAAAGAGGAAGCGAUAGAACACAACUACGGUGGCCACGACGACGACCUGUCCGUGCGUCACUGCACAAACGCGUACAUGCUGGUGUACAUCCGGGAGUCCAAGCUAAGUGAGGUGCUGCAGCCCGUCACAGACCUGGACAUCCCGCAGCAGCUGGUGGAGCGGCUGCAGGAGGAGAAGCGGGUGGAGGCGCAGAAGAGGAAGGAGCGCCAGGAGGCGCACCUCUACAUGCAAGUGCAGAUUGUGACAGAAGACCAGUUCUGCGGUCACCAGGGCAACGACAUGUAUGACGAGGAGAAGGUGAAGUACACGGUGUUCAAGGUGCUGAAGAGCUCCACGCUGGCCGAGUUCGUCCAGAACCUGUCCCAGACCAUGGGUUUCCCACAGGAUCAGAUCCGGCUGUGGCCCAUGCAGGCCAGGAGUAAUGGUACAAAGAGACCAGCCAUGAUGGACUAUGAGGCUGACUGCAGCAAGUCUAUGAUCGACUUGAGUGACAACGAAAACCCGUGGACAAUAUUUCUGGAAACGGUGGAUCCGGAGAUGGCGGCCAGCGGGGCAACGUUGCCCAAGUUCGACAAAGACCAUGAUGUGAUGCUGUUCUUGAAGAUGUACGAUCCCAAAACAAGAAGCUUAAAUUAUUGCGGACAUAUCUAUACGCCUAUAUCCUGUAAAAUACGAGACUUGCUGCCGGUCAUGUGUGAAAGAGCAGGGUUUCAGCAAGGAACUAGCCUUAUCCUCUAUGAGGAAGUUAAGCCGAAUUUAACGGAGCGGAUUCAAGACUACGACGUCUCCCUGGACAAGGCUCUGGACGAGCUGAUGGACGGAGACAUAAUCGUCUUCCAGAAGGACGACCCCGAGAACGACACCAGCGAGCUGCCGACCGCCAAGGACUACUUCAGAGACCUGUACCAUCGCGUGGACGUCAUCUUCUGCGACAAAACCAUCCACAACGACCCCGGCUUCGUAGUCACCCUCUCCAACAGAAUGAACUACUUCCAGGUGGCGAAGACUGUGGCACAGCGGCUAAACACCGACCCCAUGCUCCUGCAGUUCUUCAAAUCACAAGGGUACAGAGACGGACCAGGCAACCCCCUCAGGCACAACUAUGAAGGCACUCUCAGAGACCUGCUGCAGUUCUUCAAGCCCCGGCAGCCAAAGAAGCUCUACUACCAGCAGCUGAAGAUGAAGAUCACCGACUUUGAGAACAGGAGGAGUUUCAAAUCCAUAUGGCUCAACAGCCAGUUUCGGGAAGAGGAGAUAACACUAUACCCCGACAAGCACGGCUGCGUGGGAGACCUGCUGGAGGAAUGUAAAAAGGCCGUGGAGCUGUCUGACAAAGGCUCAGAGAAGCUCAGGCUGUUAGAAAUCGUUAGCUAUAAAAUAAUCGGGGUUCACCAAGAGGACGAGCUGUUGGAGUGCCUGUCGCCUGCUGCAAGUCGCACCUUCAGGAUAGAGGAAAUCCCUCUGGACCAGGUGGACCUGGACAAGGACAGCGAGAUGCUGAUCCCCGUCGCGCACUUCCACAAGGAAGUCUUCGGAACUUUCGGGAUCCCCUUCCUGCUGAAGAUCCGACAGGGCGAACCCUUCAGGGAGGUCAUGAGAAGAAUCCAGACGAUGCUUGACAUCCAGGAGAAGGAGUUUGAAAAGUUCAAGUUUGCCAUCGUGAUGAUGGGUCGGCAUCAGUACAUCAACGAAGAAGAAUAUGAAGUGAAUCUGAAAGACUUCGAGCCACAGCCAGGUAACAUGUCCCACCCUAGGCCUUGGUUGGGGCUGGAUCAUUUCAACAAGGCCCCCAAGAGAGGGCGCUACACGUACCUGGAGAAAGCCAUCAAGAUCCACAACUGACGCUCUCCGGAGAACCCUAAGCGACCCAUCACUAAAGACUUUAACCAAACCCCCCGUGUGCCCCGCUUCUAACUCCGCUGAGCCCAGAGGCGCACUGCGAAUGAAGAGCAAAAGGGUUUGCUGCUCAUCCUUCUUUCUUUAGGGUUUCCUUUUGUUUUGUUUUUUUUUUGUUUGUUUUUCUCCUUUAAGUUUCGGGGGCUGUUCAGUUUGGCUUAACUAUAGACUGCCUACUUCGGGUCCGAAGAAUGAAAUGGGAUUUUAAAAACAC